AUGGUUAGCAUCCUGGGAUGGGAGUUUGGACGCGUCGGGUUUGAAGUUGUGUCUACAUCUGCAACUCUUGAUGUGAAACACUCUUGGAAAUGGAGUGAGCCGGAAAACAAUUGUAGCAUUUACAAUUUUUGUGGGAAAUUCGGCAGCUGCAAUAUUAACAAUAGACCAUUCGUAUGCAAAUGUUUGCCCGGGUUCCACCCAACUAAACCAAAGAAUUGGGAUUCUGAAGUUUUUUUGGAUGGGUGCACCAGCACUUCGACAUCUGACGAGAGCGACAAGUUCUUAAGCUUAAAGAUGAUGAAAGUGAGCAACCCAGACCCUGAUUUCAACGUGGAAAACGAAGAUGAAUGCAAACAGAAAUGCCUUGACAACAACCCGUGUCAGGCUUAUUCAUAUGAGGCAGCUCAAGAAAGCAAUCAACGAAUUGCUGGAACCGACAAAUGCUGGAUUUGGACUACGGAACUAAAUAAUCUUCAAGAGGAGUACACAAACGGUGGUCGUAACCUCUCUGUCCGCGUGGCAAAAUCCGUUAUAGGAUCAACUGCGCGGAUUUGUAAGCCUUGUGGCACAUACAUAAUUCCUUAUCCGCUGCGCACUGAACCAAACUGUGGUGAUCCCAUGUACUCUAGUUUCUACUGCAAUGAUUCCACAGGCCAGGUUAGCUUUAAGACGUCCAGUGGCACCUAUCGAGUCGUGAGUCUCGAUCCAACUAAACGGAAAUUCGUCAUCCUACUCAAUUCAACAGGAAUUGAUCCGAAGCUCAAUAAUUCAUUGCCAAUUAAUGCAACCAGGUGGUUUACCGUUGAUUCUGGCAACAAUGGUUCUGAAAUUAAAGAUGGAGUAGAGAUUAGCUGGAAAGCCCCGCUGGAGCCAAGUUGUAAUUCAUCCAAGGACUGCAGGGACUGGCCAAAUUCAAUUUGCAAUGUAACAAGAGAUCAUGGAGAGAAGAGGUGCCUUUGCACUGAAAACUUCCAUUGGGCUGACUCAAAUUGUACUAAAGAAAAUCAAAGAAAGCGAGCACUUCGUGCAUUAGACAGUGAAAAACAUGUCAAAGACUUGAUAGACUCGGGUGAAUUCACGGAAGAAGAUAAGAAAGACAUAGAUGUACCUUUUUUUGAUUUGGAAAGCAUUCUCGCAGCUACAAACAAUUUCUCAGAUGCAAACAAGCUUGGAGAGGGGGGCUAUGGGCCAGUUUACAAGGGCACAUUUUCAGGAGGUCAACAAAUUGCUUUAAAAAGGCUCUCAUGUGUCUCACAACAAGGUUUACAAGAAUUUAAAAGUGAGGUGGUGUUGAUUGCAAAACUUCAACAUAGAAAUCUUGUUAGGCUUCGGGGAUAUUGCUUAAGAGGAGACGAAAAGAUUUUACUCUAUGAGUACAUGCCCAACAAAAGCUUAGACUCAUUUAUAUUUGAUCAAAAGGAGAGCAUGCGUUUGGAUUGGGAAAUGCGUGUCAAAAUCAUUUUGGGAAUAGCUCGUGGGCUUGUUUAUCUUCAUCAUGACUCCAGAUUGAGGAUUAUCCAUAGAGAUCUGAAAACCAGUAACAUUCUUUUAGACGAGGAGAUGAACCCCAAAAUAUCCGACUUUGGCUUGGCAAGGAUGAUUGAAGGCAAAGAAACCGAGGCUAACACAACCAAAGUAGUUGGAACUCAUGGCUAUAUGUCUCCGGAGUAUGUAUUACAUGGACUUUUCUCAAUUAAAUCCGAUGUUUUUAGUUUUGGUGUAGUUCUACUUGAAAUAAUAAGUGGGAAAAAGAAUACAGGAUUUUAUCAGUCAGAACUUGCUAUGAGCCUUAUAGCUUAUGCUUGGAGAUUGUGGGUAGAAAACCAGGUGUUGGAUUUAAUGGAUUUGGCUCUACAUGAAGUUUGCAAUGCAGAUCAAUUUGUGAAGUGUGUAAAUGUUGGACUCUUAUGCGUACAAGAAGACCCAAAUGAUCGCCCCACCAUGUCAAAUGUUGUUGCCAUGCUUGAUAGUGAAGCUACAACAGUUCCAACUCCAAAACAGCCAGCAUUUGUUCCAUGGAGAGGCCAACCUAUCAGAGCUAGUUCUUCUAGUAAACCAGAAUUAACCAAUAGUUUAGGAGGAAGAUGAUCGAUAAUGUAUGAUACCAAUGCAGGUUCUCGUGAGUUUGUCCUUUACUACACUUGCAAAGGUUCUAUUAUAUGGACCAAACAUUUGAUAUCAAUUCUGGUAGAGAAACCAAGCUGCUCGUAGAUAUGGCGCUCACCAAAAAAAUCUCAUGUAGUAUUUUGGACUGUGGGACCGUGGGUUAUCAUUCCUUUGCUUAC
Messenger RNA from Corylus avellana, 2285 nucleotides. Lineage: Eukaryota; Viridiplantae; Streptophyta; Magnoliopsida; Fagales; Betulaceae. The record is from RefSeq and is a predicted model, not a curated record.